Molecule: messenger RNA, 1008 nt
Organism: Thermochaetoides thermophila DSM 1495
Lineage: Eukaryota; Fungi; Ascomycota; Sordariomycetes; Sordariales; Chaetomiaceae
Product: putative mitochondrial ornithine carrier protein
Exons: 2
Coding region: 1-1008 (335 amino acids)
Biological process (GO): mitochondrial L-ornithine transmembrane transport
Molecular function (GO): L-ornithine transmembrane transporter activity
Source: RefSeq, a predicted model, not a curated record
AUGGAACCCACCAUCCUCUCGGACGCCGCAACAGCGCCUGUCCAAGUGUCCCGCAGGACUGCCGCCGUGGAAGCUUUUGAGGAUAUCGUUUAUGGCUCGGUUGCCGGUAUUGUCGGCAAGUACAUCGAGUACCCGUUCGACACGGUCAAGGUGCGCCUACAGUCGCAGCCUGACCACCGCCCGCUGCAGUACAAAGGCCCUUUGGACUGCUUUCGCCAAUCGAUCCGGGCGGAUGGAUUUCUAGGUCUGUAUCGAGGCAUCAGCGCUCCACUUGUUGGUGCAGCCUUGGAGAACAGCAGCCUUUUCUUUUGGGAGCGCAUCGGUCGCGCCGCUAUAUAUGCUUCAGGCUAUGCUCCGCGAGAGCAGCCACUUCCCUUAUCAGCCCUCUGGAUGACGGGCGCUUUUUCGGGCGCCAUGACGUCGUUUAUCCUGACACCCGUUGAGCUGGUCAAAUGCAAGAUCCAAGUGCCCGGCAAAGGCGAAGCCGGUGCCCCAACUGCCCAUCUUAAGCCGAUUCCUGUCAUCAGGGAUAUCUUCCGUCAUCAGGGCCUGCGUGGAUUUUGGCAUGGCCAGCUCGGGACCUUCCUUCGCGAGUCGGGUGGGUGUGCCGCUUGGUUUGGCUCUAAGGAAACCGUCACAAAGUUCUUCCGGGAUUGGAAUGAUAGGAGAGCGGCCGCUUCUGGUAUCCCUAACCCCAUCAAGGAUGACGACCCCCUUCCUCUUUGGCAGCAGGCCAUCGCCGGUGCAUCAGCCGGCAUGUCAUACAAUUUUCUCUUCUUCCCUGCGGAUACAGUUAAAUCACGUAUGCAGACUACGCCCAUUGGCGAGCUUGCGUCUGGCGCGAUGCCUCAGCGGACAUUUGCUGGUGAGGCUGCUGCUCUGUGGAAGCAGGCUGGCAUUACGGGGUUUUAUCGCGGAUGCGGUAUUACUGUGUUGCGGUCUGUGCCCAGUUCAGCCUUUAUCUUCAUGGUGUAUGAUGGUCUCAAGAAGUACUUGCCCAUGCAAUGA